AUGAGAUCCUCCGUGUCUUGCGAGAUAUGGACCGCCAGCGCGCCGAAGACCGAACCCGCCGCCGUGAAGCUCAAUCCCGAUUUGCUGCACAGACGCCGCCGCCCGCCACUCCAUCACCGAAACGACCUAGACAAGAGCAAGCGCCUCUCACUCCGCCGCCGACGCAGCCAAGGCGCUCCCCAAAGACCCCGGCCGAUGCGAGAAACCGUUCAACUUCAACGAGACUCUGUCGAAUCCAUACUGCAUCACUACAACGCCACUUUCCGCGUCAAGGAGCAGGCAUCAUCGACAAGAUCCUGGUGCAACGAAGUUCCGGUUGCCCUCCAGGUAGAGGCUGCUAAAUCUUUCUACCAAGCGUUUACCGAGGAACGGACGUUGCCGGUUUCCCACUGCGUCUUCUGCUAUAGGAAGACACCGCCUUGCGAACUCGCCACCAUACAGUGGAGGGAUCGCUUGUCGCCCUCCAUGCUGCAGGCGACCAAGACUGUCCAAGAGUGUGGCGCGUGCCUUCCGUCACACGAGGGCGCCAGAGUUGACGUGUGCCGCGAGUGUCGCGCCGGCUUCGACAGUGGACGGCUGCCCAAAGCCUGCUCGGUCAACAACAUGGCCAUCGGUUGCGAACAUCGGUACCCCGAAGAGCUUGAUGACCUCUCCCCCGUUGAAGAGAGACUCAUUGCCCUGCAUGCACCUUUUGGCUAUAUCACCAAGUUCACGGUCGACAACAAGACCUGUUCGGGAAUCAGCUACCGCAAGCACGUGAAAGGACACAUCGUCGUCUUCCCGAACAAAGUGGAUGAUCUUGUGGCCACGGUUCUUCCUCAUCCCUUACUGCAGGCCAUUGAGAACAUCCACGUCUCUUGGAGCGGUCCGGGCAAGCCUGGCUCCGCAGACGUCAGACACCUGCUUCAAGUGCGCAAAUCUCGAGUGGCAGCUGCCCUGGCAUGGCUGCAAAGGAACAACCCGCUCUACGAGGAUAUCGCAAUUAACCAAGCAGAGAUAGAUGGCUGGCAGUAUGCCGACGGCUCCACUGUUCCGACCGUCAUCAUGGACCGCAUGCGAAGGGAGGAACCGUCGACCGUUGAGAAGACACAAACGGACCACAUAGUCCCGGACACUGAUCGAGGCUUGGAGGAAAACAGCUUCAGAAGCAUCGAUGAACUGGUGAACUCGAUCAACCCCACUUUUGCGGCUGAAUCCUGCGAUUUAGAUCGUACUCUGUCCCCCGAGCAGACUCAACCAUCCCCUGGUGAGCCGGCGACUCUUGUCCCCGACUCGGCUGCCAUCGGCCUGGAAGUUGACGCCGUCUGUGAGAUGUCUGCUUCCGGCAUGUUCCUCUCAGUGGACCGGCUGCCUUCGCCGAGACCGAUAAACUGUCGUUUCUGGCCGACAUCGUCAACGCCAAUCCGGAUCGACAUGGCAACUCUGUGCCGUGCGUUAUGCAGGUCCAAACUGCGGGAGACCAGCCGUUUGUCCGAGUAG
This is a messenger RNA of Hirsutella rhossiliensis, 1479 nucleotides long. Its product is annotated as PIF1 protein. The transcript has a single exon. Bases 1 to 1479 code for a protein of 492 amino acids. Lineage: Eukaryota; Fungi; Ascomycota; Sordariomycetes; Hypocreales; Ophiocordycipitaceae. The record is from RefSeq and is a predicted model, not a curated record.